Molecule: messenger RNA, 1368 nt
Organism: Papaver somniferum (opium poppy)
Lineage: Eukaryota; Viridiplantae; Streptophyta; Magnoliopsida; Ranunculales; Papaveraceae
Exons: 1
Coding region: 1-1368 (455 amino acids)
Source: RefSeq, a predicted model, not a curated record
AUGGGAGGCAAGCAGGUUGGAGUUGUUUUUCCGACUGUUGGUGAAAAGAUUGUUAAUCAAUCUGAGUUGGUUUUUGGAUCUAUUCCUAGGAGAUAUGGUAUUCCUAAAUGGUAUGAAAUGUUGGGUUCUCAAAAGGAUGAUGUUAUACAGGAAGAUUUGCCUUAUUCACCUCCUGGUAUGGUUGAUGGAGCUAAACUUACUGUAUUUUAUGAUGAAGAAAUUGCUGAGGAUGUCAACCGAUGUGAAGAUUUAGUUGUUGGGUGUUUUGUUGGUAAGAGAUUGCCGUUUCUAUUGGUGAAAUUUUUUGUUCAGAGGGCUUGGAAGCUGAAAGCAGAUAUGAAUAUGACUUUACAUGGAGAUUCGAUGUUUGUGUUUGAGUUUAAUUCAGCUGAAGAUAGGUCUGCUUCUUUGCAACAAGGUUGUUUGUUCAUUUCUGGUCAGCCUUUUGUUGUUAGACCAUGGUCUCUGUUAAUUGUGCAGGAACUAGCUGAGCUGAAGACUAUUCCAAUUUGGAUCAACAUGAGGAAUGUUCCUUUGCACCUGUGGAAUGCCAAAGGGUUAGGUAAACUUGCAAGUUUUAUUGAUGCUCCAUUACUGUUAGAUAAAAAAAUUUCUACUAGAUCUCGUACGCCUUAUGCUAGGGUUUGUGUAGAAGUUACCGUGGAUUCUGAUUUGCCUAGUCAUAUUGAUGCCUUAGUUGGUAAAACCAAAAUUCAAAUUCAUGUUGAAUAUAAUUGGAAACCACAAAAAUGUGCUCACUGUGCUGUAUUUGGGCAUUCUCAAGACAAAUGUGUUGCUGCUUCCAAUGCUGCUAAGGAAGCUGCAUCAAGAGUUAUGGCAUCCAAUUUAGAAAAAAACAAAAAUGUUGGAGGUGAUGGUUGGAUGGUUAAGAAUUUGAAAAGAGGAAGGGGUAAAAACUUCAAUAAGGAAAAUAUUGCUCAAAAUAUAGGAGGUGCAUCUAGUAAUGGGACCUCUCAUUUGAAGGAGAAUUCCUUAGUUACCCAUAACAGGUUUAAUCAGUUGGUUGAGAAUAGUGCAAGAGAAAAUAUGGAAGGGGUAGUACAAUCAGUAGUUCAGGAAUCAAAUACUGCGCUUACUCCUAUUAACUUAGGUAGUGGUACUUCAAACAAUACUUCAAAUGUAGUGCAAGGAACUGAUGGUAAUUCUCUUAUGUAUUUAACUGAUGGUUCUGGUUUUGUUCAAACUCAAGUUGAUAAACUUGAUGUGGUCCAGCAUGAAGGGGAGAUGGCAGGAGCUAGAGCUCAUUUUCUACCUAAAUCCUCAACUCAGAGUAAGAAUUUGUUAAAUAUGAAGGCUGCUGAAAAGAAGUCUGGAAAGAUUAAGAAAUCUAAUCCUUCCCAUGGUUAA